Pocillopora meandrina is the source of this 10041-nucleotide messenger RNA. NCBI's taxonomy places the organism in Eukaryota, Metazoa, Cnidaria, Anthozoa, Scleractinia, Pocilloporidae. The record is from the annotation of a GenBank genome assembly.
UGAAAUUGAACGACCGCCGACGGCUCGCUCGUGCUGUCUUUGUUUAAUAACAUUUUAUUGUGUUCUUAGAAAUACACAGGGUUUGUCCUAUAGAGGAAUUAUAACAUCAAAACAUCAAUGGGUAAGUGAGAUCGUAAAUCAAAGCCAAUAAUUAAUUUUUACAAUCCUCGAAUACUUCGCGAUUUUAAAGUUUAGAGCUCAGUGCAUUUCGAGUUGUUUUCUUUCGGAUAUGCUUUAUCUUUUAGACAGGGAAUCCUCGCUUCGCUGUUUUCGAUGUAGGAAGGUUUGCGCAGGUGAAUCGCUGCGAGUGAACGAUCAACUUUUUCAUGCCGACUGCCUGGUUUGCUUGGGUAAGUAAAACAGAAAUGAACGCAGAUUUAGAGCGUAAUUUUUGCUUCCAAUCGCGUAUCGCGUGUCAUCGCUAUUCAUUCGGCACAGCAAUUUGCAUGUUUGAAAUUCACGUCAUUUUUUUGUCUUAAAAAUGGACGAUCUGUGGCGUUUCAAACAACUGUUUUCCGGGAUUAGAAUAUUUGAUAUGUUUCGUCCAGAAAUUAAGGUAUCUACCGCGUAUGACCGUUUAGUGUUUGUCGUCGAUAUGUGCCUGCGGAUACCACAUAAGGCCUGACAUGACUACUUGCUUUAAAAAUUGUCUUAAAAGGUUCGUAUGGCAAAUUGAUAUUUAAAUAAAUAAUCAAAUGGCUAGCGUCUGAGUGGUAAAUCUUUUAAAGGCGAUUAUCAGAUGUGACGCCUUAUUUUCCGAUCCGCUGUACUUUUCAUUUCAAGAUCUUGACCUAAGGUAAAAAGGCAAUGAAAUCGAAUUUUCUCUAUUGAAACGUUGGCAAGGGCGCUCAUUAUUAUUCAUCAUAUUCAUAUGUAACUCAAGUCGUUGUUUAUAUUUCCACCCUCAAAGCUAACAAAAUAAAACUACAGGUAUUGUUUGGCGCCAUUAAGCGUUGUUAAAUACAUUGUAAUUAUUUGUUCGCCGUUUUUAGUUCGUCGUUAAUUUUAAGUGUGUUGGAGCCUGUGCCAGUUUGUGUAGACAAGCUGAACUAAAAGUUUAACGUUCGUGUUAACUGGUCCGAGAAAUGCAUAUUAACGGUUUAACGAAUGUUAAUAGGUUCAUUGUUUCCAAACUAUGAAAUAUCUGGCGAAAAUUCGAGUCUCGAAAAUCCAGAAGUAAACCUUUUAGUGAAAAAAGUCGUCAAUUAGAUUUACUGAGAUGAUAGUAAGAACCCUAGCUUCGAACCACAAGUUAAACCAUUAAAGUAAAAAUAUUUAGUCGUAAUUUGAUAUCACUAUCUUUUAGAAUUAAUUAAGCCACAAGUGAUAUUGUCUUCACUAGACCUUGAUCGAUUAAUCAAUCAUUUGAUGAAAGGGAUGAUUGAAUUACAAAGCGGGAAAGAUAACAGUUCCAUAGGGAAGGAUAGGUAGUUAUGUUGAGUCCCUUGCGCAGAUUGUGAAGCAGACUUCCUGAACUGAUUGUUUUUUAUUAAAAAAAAACAACAGGUUCAAACACAAGGCUUUUUACAAGGUUUUUCGCUAUUGCAAAAUUUUAAGCAAUUGCAAAUAUGUGUCAGUGAGAGAGACAUUUCUUAUCAAAAUUCUCUUUGUAUGUUCCGCCUCUUUUGAAGGCUUGUCAUUGAAGACAAAAUGAUUCGUGUGGAGAGAAUAAUUAAGGGCAUUUUUCAUGCCUUUAACAUUAAAAAAACUCAACAACAGUGCACCUUUUUCUAAAAGAAAAGAGUAUAAUAAUUAUGCUUAGAUUCAUUGGUGUGAAAUGAAGAUUUCUAAGGUUUAUUUCUAUGCAACUGUGUGCAAAUUUAGAUGCUUUGCCAAAAGGUUGGCAGCCUGAGUGAAUUCUUUGUCACUUCCUAUGGCCAAAGGCUAGACUGGUUUCCAAAUUCUAACAUUCUUUUUUUAUUUGGCCUGACCAGUCACCCAUACAGUAAAACCACUUUCAUCAAGCAAAUAAUUUUAAUUGUAAGAUAUUGGCCCCAUUUGGUAUUCUUAUAAACUGGGACAUAAUUACCUUGUGUAAUAACCAAUUCAGCCUGUAGUGUAAGUGUCUUACAAGGGCAAGUUAAUGUUAAGAAGCUUACAAUCAUUUAUUCAACCCACCAUGUUUGAUUUGGAGAUAUAGGUGGUGGGUGGAGGGGGGUGGGGAAAGGCAAAAAGAUGCCAGCCCAAAGAGGCUGUUGAAAAGCAAAGCACCCCCUGAUUAGUUGCGCAUCACUGCAAUCUGGAAAUUAGCAUGUAACUGAUCCUAAUGAGCUAAAUUAAAACCAGAAGCACUGUCUUGCGAAAAAAUCAAAAUACACACAGAACUGGUGAGUAAAAUGGUGAAGCAUUUGCUUGAGCCAGGAAAGAAAUGGCUUUGAUGAAACCUCCUCUGUAGUCACAAAUAUGAGCUUAUAUUUGCUGUCCUCUAUAUUUUUCAAUCAACAAUCCUUGAGUGUAGCUGCUGUUAAUUUAUUUGACAAUGUUUCUUCCAUUUGAUUGUAAAUGAUACUUUGAAGCAGACAAACAACUGCACUCAAAGGUUUACCCACUAUAAUUUGUUUGAUGGAAAGAUAGUAUAUUAUAUUCUGAUGGUAUAUUAUAUUUUGUUUUUUUUUCUAAUCAAUAAUAGAAAUGGCUUCACAAAAACCUUCUCUGCUGAUGCAAAUACAAGUUGAUAUUUGCCCAACUCUAUACCCUCGAAACGACAAUCCGCAAAAGCAGAUUAACAAAUGAAGAUUAGAGUGAUCUUUGCAAGGAUAAACACUACUUAACCCUUUCACUCCCAAGAUCUGAUUAGUAAUUCUCCUAACUAUCUGCCAUACAAUUCUUAUGAUGUUAGUUCAGAGAAUUUGAUAUUGGAUCAACUAAUAAUCCCAUGAUUGAUAUUCUUCUCUAUUCUCAUCACCUGCCUGCUUGAUAUUGUAUUGUUAUUGUAAGGAGAAAUUCUGUCUUAGUCACUUGUGGGAGUGAAAGGGUUAAGCAAUAGUGAAAAUAAGGCCUUAAAAAAAAUGGAAGCUUUAUUUUCACUACUACCUAAGUAGUGUUCAUUACCACGAAGGUUACUCUCAUCUUCACUAUUACAUUAUUGCAACUUAGAAUUCUUGCCAUACUAGAGAUACAUGCAUCCAUUAUUUGCCAUACAAAAAUUCAAUGUUAUAACUAUCAAGUUCUACUACCACUUCAUCAUGAAAACAAUUGAGAUAACAUUCUGAUUUGAUUAAAACAGUGUGUGGCAAGGACUUGGAAAAUAUUGGAUUUUUUGUGGAAAGCAACCAGUAUUACUGUCCUGAAGACUUCCAGGAACGCUUUGGCACAAAAUGCUUCAUUUGUCAUCUAUUUGUGGAAGGAGAAGGAAUCAACAUUGGUAAUAAUGCAUAUCAUUUGCGCUGCUUUGUUUGCACUGGUUGCAGGUGAGGUUUUUUUUAAUGUUCUUUUAUUAUUUAUACUUAAAAAACAACCUUUACCUGGGACCAUUUAAAUUUAAAAGAAAAUAAAAGAGAUUGUCAAGCAUGAGGGUAUAUUAGUAAUGGUAAGACUGAUUGGAGUAUAAUUCAGUCUGUAAUCAUAUGAGUGAUUAACAAAAUCAGAUGAUGGCAAGUAUGAAAACAAAAAUCUCAUGGGGUUGUUGGUGUCAUAAUAACCAACUUAUUUUGCAGUUGUGGACAAAAAAAUUAUAGUUUCUAUUGCAAAUGUCUCACCUUAGAUGAUAGUAAUCACAAUGUAUUUCAAAUAUAAUAAAACAAUACACUCUAUCUGUUCAUGCAAUCCUUCAUUUGAUGACAUAUAUAACUAUAUUUCUUUAGACCACUCUGACACACCAUCUCUUCCGUGUAUUCAAUGUAUUCAAACACCAUCUUUUGCAUUUGUUGUAGAAAUCCAUUUCCUCCAGGAGAGAAAGUUGUUGCUAAGGGUAACCAUUACCUCUGCCAACAAUGCAGUUCAAAGGAGAUAAACAAUGAUUCAAGAGUACGCAAACUUGAUAGUAAGUUCAACUGAAAAUUGUGGUAAGGAAAGUCAAGUCAAAGUUGUUUUUUUUUUCUAAAUUAGAAAAAUUUUAUACCAAGAUGUCAGACUGAAUUUAAACCGCUUUGUAUACAUUUAUGAGAUAAUUAGUUUUCCUCUGAUUUUUAAUGCUGUGAAUUUCUCUUUAGGGUGUGCAGGUUGUGGAGAAGAUAUUCGCAGUGGCCAGUCAUUGUUAGCUCUGGAGAAACAAUGGCAUCUUUGGUGCUUUACAUGUACAAAAUGUGCCUGCUUGCUGGCUGGAGAGUACAUGGGCAGGUUAGUUCAAUCACAUAUAAUAUCUAUUUUAUUUUCAGGAGUUUCCUGAAAAAUUGAACCAGGCUGUUGUUACUUAAUUGUAUACAGUGCUGAGCCUCAACGUUUAGAGUCAAUCUGUUUUGUCAUAAGUUGUGUUCUAUGGAGAUCAACCAUUGCAACUGGAAACACUUUAACUCAGCCCUGUAGCAGUUGAUAAUCCAACACAUAAGGAAAGGUGACAUUUUUUUCCCAGUGAGUCCCCAAUUCUUGGACAUACCAUCUUCUCUACAUUUCUUGGGAUAACUUCUUCUCUUUGGUUACUAAAUUAUGAUGGAUGAGAGGUCUACAAGUCUGUUGUUUUUUUGUUAUUUUUAGGGAUGGAAAGCCUUACUGUGAGAAAGAUUAUCAAGCAGAGUUUGGUGUGACUUGCGCUGGCUGUGGCGGAUAUAUUAUUGGAAAGGUCCUACAGGUAAAGUAGCUAUGCAGCCAUGUUCAAAUUUGUUGGAUAAACACGUGUCCAGGGGGUUAGAAUUGAACAAUGACAAGAGGCAGGGGUCAGAAUAAACCAGGGCAGGGGGGGAUGCUGGCUUCAAAGAUGGAUGAGAUAAAGAUGGAUUACAAAUUUUGUUUGAAAAAGCUAUACUUCACUGUACAAGAUUCACAAAUUGUUUUGUAUUCCUUUAAUCAGAUGAUAGUUGUUGAGUAUUUUGUGGAGGGCCAUCAGAUAGUUAUUCCCUAACUGAUUAGCCUUGGACCAUUAGUGCAGCUCUCUUUUCCUAUUCUCAGUCCCCAUUCUGUUUCCCCCUCCCCCCUCCCCUCUUCUUGUGGCCCCAUUCCUCAGUUAUUUUUUCUAAAAAUAAAAAUGCUGGCUGAUUUGUUUGUUUCAGGCUGGUGAAAAACAUUAUCACCCUCAUUGUUCACGCUGUGCAAGGUGUCAUGGAGUGUUUGGUGAGGGUCAAGAGAUGUUUUUGCAAGGUAAGGAGCUAUUGUGAAAGCUUUAUAGCCAAAAUUAAUCCAAUAUCUUGAGGAUUCUUUCUAUGAGUCCUGUGAGUGAGCUGACCCAGUAAUUGUGAUCAAUUUUAACUUUGGUUGAUACACAUUUGCAGAAUUUCAGCCUAUUUCUAAACUGAGACUUCAACCUACUCAGGGUGAUCAAGGGGCAGGCUUUCAAGUUUCAUCCACAUCAGUGGGGUGGGAUGGGGUGAUUUUGUUGUAAAGUUAUUAAACAUUUAGUCACAGUCAGGCUGACAACUCAUUCUCGUCUCACACUGGUUUUGAAAUGAGAAAAUAAUCAGAAAAGAUCUCAAAGACUAAGCCAGUCAAGUUCUCUUUGCUCAUAUGAUGAGGCCCUUUGUGUGAACAGAUGAUGAUCUAUCUCAAAUUUGUUUACAGGAUCUGAAAUUUGGCAUCCAGAUUGUAGCUUUGCAGCAGCUCAGAAUGGUGAACUGGAAACAGACUCUGUGAGUUACUUAUCUAAACUAAAUCACAAACAUGCUUUACAGAAACGUAACUUAAAUUCUUUCGGUUAUUGUUACAACGGUUGCAAUUUAUGAUUUCUAGUAAGUCAAUGCGAGAUAAAAAAUAAACUGUUUAAAUUUUUUUUUGGUGGGAGAUGCAAGUGUGCAGCAUACUGGACUUCUGAACGAAGGUUUCAAAAAUUAAGCUUAACCAUGGAUUAUUGUGUAGUGUUCUUGGACAAGCAAGUAUGAGUAUGAGUGAGUAUCAGGAAUACUUAGCAAAAUACGUGGGGGAGCGGGGUGCCUGCGGUGGGAUAGCGCUCCUUGAGAAUUGGCUAUACUCCUGGUUAAUGGUAUGACUCACCUUGGGACUCUCUGCAGCUCCGUAGUAGAGCAUCCGCGUGCAGAAAUCCGCAAAUCUGGGGUUCGAGCCCUCGUGGGUACUUAGGUUUUUUUUUUGUUUGUUUGUUUUUGUUUUUUUCUUCUGUGUCCCACGCUCGUGACAAGACGUGUAACAUCUUUCUUUAACCCAACCUAAUUUCUUCAUCUUUUUUCCCAGGGAGGUCCACGCAAUGGAUAUCAGUAUCCUGGUAAGGGCUUGAAUUGUUUCUAUGAGAUGUAAUCCGUGAUAUGCUUUGGUUCUGCUUCAUGUCGUUCUGUGAUUGGUCCAGAAAACUCGCGCCAGUUCCUGAACGAAUCAGUUCAAAAACUUAAAAGCAAUCGCGACUUGGUCGCCCGCGUUUUUCCCGCGCUUUGGGCAGUUUGCUUGUUUGUACAACGAGUUCUCAUUGGCUUCUCGCGAUAGUUUCCUCUCUUCUGAUUGGCUGUUGUGACAACUGUGAUUUUGGUUUUACGACACUCAAUCAAAAUGUGCUCUCUAUGUGAUAUUACAAGUUAGCCACCAUUUCCGAACUAUCAUGCAUAGCUAUCUAUUUUCGCAUGUUUUCUUUAACAUAAGUCAUUCAAGUUUGAUUAGGCAAACCGUCACAUUUUCUAUUUGAGUAUAAAAAAAUAAACAAAAAAAUGAAGUGUUCGUUACGACAAGCAGAAAAAUCAAUGAUCCAAAAGUUCGUUGCGUUGUGCUACCUUAACAUGGUGAAAUGGCAUAAUCGUGUAAGAAUAAUGGUCAGUAUCUUUCGUAUAUUUCCAAGUUUAUCAACUAACUUUUGUGGUACAUUUUGUAGAGGAGGAAGCUCCCCGUCCCUCCCUCAGAAAGAAGAACAAACUCCCACAAGAACUUCAGGUGGGAGAAUGAAUAAGAAUGUCGCGUAUCAGAAUGGAAACCAUAUCCAUCUUUGCAAGUAAAUGCUAGACUGGGCUUUAUGUAAAACAAAUCGCCUCAGAAAGAAGAACAAACUUUUCGGUAUCCGUAAGCCAGUGGCCACCAAGCAGACUUGGACCAGCGAACUCGCCAGCAGGAACAUCUCGCCACAACGUGGGAGAAUGAACAAGAAUGUUACAUGAAGUAUAUACUAGUCCGUAGAGACCAUGUCCAUCAAACUUUAUAAAUGUAAAUGCCAAACCGACUUUUAUUCCUCGGUGUUUUGCAAUUUAUGUAAAAAGACAAAUAAAAUUUUCCUAAACGGAACACAUCUGAUCUUGGUCAACAAGCGCACAAACGUAUCGGCCGAUUUGAAUUGUGCUCUAAAUCCUAAUGAUAUCUCCUUUCGGUAUCAGUAGACUGUCAUUUAGACAAGUUAUGAGAAUAAAGAUAAAUCAUCACUUACUGGGCCCAAUUGUCUAAUUUUCGGAACUAAAAUUUCAAGAGAUGUGUGGCAGAUACAUUGUAGGAAAAAGUAUGGAUUUGAAAAUUCAAGAUCGAAGGGGUAAAAAAUGAAAUUAAAGACCUUAAUAUUUCUUUAGGUGGAACAAUCUCGGUAUCAGUCAAGUUCUACCUCGAACAAAGACACUGGAGCCUGUAAGUAUUGGAACUGUUAAUGUCGUAUUAUCAUGAACUGUAAAAAUGGAUGCUCAUGAACCCCGUGACUGUUAUUGCAAUGCCCUAAUUACUCAAAUAAACGCCGCUGAUAGAAGUUAAAAGACGUCACACCGUCCUGGAAUAAACGCUGCUCCCAUUCACAAGAACGCCGCGUUUACUCGAAGAUAAGAAGGAAAUGAUAGGGUUUAAAGGGUAGUGGCAGUGAGCUCGAAAUUUUUUUGCUCUUUCUUGGAGCAUUUAUGGUAGAUCCUGAACUAAGUUACGGUUAGUUUUUAAAUUUUGUUUUUUGGAGGCCAAGGGUUACGGUUUUACAAACUUGUUAUUUUUACCCCUGCAUCUAGAUAACAGCAGUUCAUACAGAGAGAUCACUGCCAGGCAAGAGGUAGGAACGCAUUUUUAUUGCAUUGGUUGCACUUUUGUAUCAAGCUUAGUCAGAUAAGCUCACCUAUCUUCGAAAGGUGAAAGUAAUUUUAUUUUGAAUGUUUUGGUAGUUUUUCUUCUUAGUUUUGCAGUUACCUCUCGUUUUUUAAAGUACAGUUUGAGUUUUUAAAUUGUCAGCACUUUUUAAACUUAAAUUAAUGGUGGUCUGUUGUUGUUGCUGUUUUUAUUUGCUGAGAUUCUAGCAGCGUAAGCCUAAUUCACUUUGUAAACUAAAUUUAUCGUUGCUGCUGUUUUUUUUGUUUUUGUUUUUGUUUUUAUUUUUAUUGCUGAGAUUCUAGCAGUAUAAGCCUAAUGUGGUGCCUGUAGUUUGUAUCUCUUCAAUCACUGCUUGAUUUAAUUUUUAUUUCAAGGCAAGUCUGAAUGAAUCACCACGGAGAAUAGGUAAGUAUAUGCAUGUGUUGCGCCACCGACUCCUCCCUUAACAAUUGAAAACUGACUGUUGUUUCUCAUGAGCCAAAGCGAGGUCGUUUCUUAUUGGUUAAAAAACGAAGUGUCACUCUUUUUCAUGAAACGGGAAAGUGAGACUAAAAGCUAUAAACUCCGAACAUACCAAUUAACAACCGAAGGUUUCUUGAUAUACUCCGAUUACCACGCGAAAGUCUCUCGAUAUACUCCAAUGACCACCCGAAUUAUUUUUCCGUAGGUUCGCAAGACUCGUUAGAUAUGGCAGAAUUCGAGAGAAGUGUCGACAAAAAACCUCAGGUAGGUGGUAUUGGGGAUGAAGGGGGACUGUAAGGGAGGGGCGUGGAACCGAGCACGAUUGUGUGAGAUGGAGGGCGCUUGACUAAGGUGUAAUCCGUUCAUCUUUUUGCACAGAGACAAAAAAGAAACUCAGCCUAGAUACAAAAGUAGUGUCGGGUCGUUGUGUUCGGCUCGUUUGUUGCGUAAAUUUCGUGAAUAGUUUUCUUUGGCAUCUCAACAGAUGUCCAGGAACGAUCGACUUGCGCUACCUGGGUCUAAUAGGCGAUAAAAUCACGGUAAAACUGAUCAAACAGUUUACACGGGCUGGACAUACAACAUUCGACUGACAACAACUUUUCACUUAACUCUGACGAUGACUUCCGUCAAAAGGCUGUGGAAACGUCAGUCAUUACACUCGACAACGUCCUUCUCAGGAGUACCCAGUCCCUCACUCGGACGAUCAGACCACAAAAUUAAGUGUAACUCACUGAUUGAUUUAUUUCGUUUUGUUUUCCCUGUUCGUAGAUUUACGCUUAUAAAGAUCUCAAAACGACAAACUACAAGUUGCCACGAGAAGCGGAUAAGACGAAACUCGAGGUGAGCAUUUCAGUAUGUUGUUAGGUAAGCCGCAUUGACAACAACAAAGAAAACAAGCAUGUCGCAACAACUGUGUCGGUCUUGAUGCUUUUAUUUCCACUCCGUACUCUGAACAUCAACAACUCGAAAUCACAAAAUUUGGCAUAUAUUUAAAAACAUUUUGACGGUUACCUAAGGAAAUGUUUUCGUUUUCUAGGUGAAAUUGCACUCCAACGUCACAUACUUAGAUAAGACUUUCUCACGUAACCAAAUUUGCAAAUUUAUGUUGAGUUCAGUCGAAACUUUGGUAGUUCAUGAAAGUUGCAUACAAAAUGUUUGUUUAAAAAUUAAUAUGUCAUCCGUCGUCAAAUAUGGAUCUUUCCUCGUUUUAGUUUACUUUGAAGAUUGAAAGCUUUUGAUUUGUGGUUUUUCAGAAUUCUUUAUCUUAACGUUGUAUUUUUUCAGACGUAUCUCACCGAUGAGGAAUUCCGUGAAGUGUUUACAAUGCCGAGAGAAGAGUUUUACAAGCUGCCAGCCUGGAAACAAGUGUCUCGCAAGAAAGAAGUUCUGUUGUUUUAGAUAUGGUUUGUUUCCACACCAUUUAUUUUGGAUGUCACAGCUUCUAAGCUGUAUUCUCUACAAAGAGCAAGUUUCAAUCGAUUGUCGGAAAUAAUUCGACUCUGCAUUGGU